Closterium sp. Naga37s-1 is the source of this 771-nucleotide messenger RNA. The record is from the annotation of a GenBank genome assembly. NCBI's taxonomy places the organism in Eukaryota, Viridiplantae, Streptophyta, Zygnematophyceae, Desmidiales, Closteriaceae.
AUGCUCCAGCCGACCGUGGUCGAAAUUUCUGCUGCCGUGCUGGAUAAGGACAAGGUGGGGGAGCACGAGUCGAUGGAGGAUCCUAACCACGGCAUAGCCGACGUCGGUGGCUCUCCUCCUUCUGGUGGACGGGGGAGACGUAGGCAGAAGAAGAGCGAUAAGGAGGACGAUUCUGACACCGCCGUGCCCGGGGACAUCACCACGCGGGCGAAGAGGCGGCAGACGACAGGCAGUGCUGACGACGCUGGUGGCGCGGAAGUUGGGAGAACGCGAGGCGCCAGUGAAGCUAGUGGCAAAGCGACGGGUCAUGCAUUGCGCCAAAAGGGCCGACCCGCAACAAGAAAAACAUCCGGCGGAAGGAGGGGCAAGAAACGGGGUCGUGAAGACCCUGGUGAGGCCGAGGAGGAGGAUGCGCAGGAAGAGGAGGAUGAAGAGGAUGCGGAGGAGGAUGACGCGGAUGUUGGGGAGGAUGAAAAAGAUGAGAAUGAUGGCGGGGAGGAUGAAGAGGAGGAGGAGGAGGAGGAGGAGGACGAUGAGGAGGAGGAUGAGGAGGAGGAGGAGGAGGAGGAGGAUGAGGAGGAGGAGGAGGAGGAGGAGGAUGAGGAGGAGGAGGAGGAGGAGGAGGAGGAGGAGGAGGAGGAGGAGGAAGAGCAGGGGGACGACGAGGAGGAGGAUGAACAGGAGGAGGAGGAGGCAGAGGAGGAGGAGGAGGAGGAAGAGGGGGAGGAGGAGGAGGACGUGGCGGCAGUGAAGGGACGGGGCGGGCCGUGA